CGCAUCAGUAGCUCGGCAUCGUUUCCCUCGAGAACAACAACGGUCGGUUGGCGCGUCGUAUUCCGAAAAGUGUCUGGCGCCGCGUGGACAGAUUCGCGAUUUACCUACCUACUACCUCUACUCCAUUCCAUCGCUUGGUGACGUCGUAGGAUUUGUGAUGGGAAAAAUAAGAAUCAACUCACACUCUGCGGGAAGAUUAAUAUGAGUAGGUACGGGUGAAAAAAAAAUGCAAAACAAUUAUUUCGGUCUACUGAAACAUCUGUAUAGCUUAUGCGAUUAAGUGUGGGGUAUGUUUUUGGCGUAGACAGGCCAGUGUGAUCCAAUCGGCGCUUAGACAGAUUUUGGGGGGCAGGUUUCGGACCUCGUUGUUGGCAUUUUUUGAUACAUGAAUGGAGAUCAUCGAGCGCUCGAUUUGAGAAACUUCUUCGUGGGAUAAUUGGUGGCACAUUUUUUUCUCUUGUAGCUGAAGUGUCAUUAUUAUUAUUUGAGUGAAAAUUGUUCGCAAGCAGGAAGUGGAAGAAAAGCUAAAUAGCUGUGAAAACAACAACUAGAAACACGACAAGCACGAUCUGGUCGUAAGUAAGCUGCUCGUCGUGGGAUAAUAGAGCUCGAAAUGAGCGCGCAAAUAAAUAAUCUCACAAUUUAGUGUGAUAAGUGAUUUUGCGCUUAACAUUGUGUGUCUCGGUUGAUCCAGUCGUGGCGGCUAUAAUAAGAGUAAGAAGAGUCUGAUGCAGUUGCUGAACCUUUCGGAAGACUCGAAGCAGUACUUAAACAUGGAAAACCUGUCCAAAUUCGAGGAACUGGAACGGGAAAUCCGCCGAAUCGACAUCGACGCCGAUACCAUCCAGGUUACCUACCAUCAGAAGAAAUUCGCCGAACUAUUUCAGCGGCACAUAGCCGACGAGAGGAUAUUGAGUGACCUGUUCAGCUACCUCAACCAGACUGCUUUGGCCGAUGGCAAAUUUGCUAUCAACGUGGCAGCGAUUUUUGCUUCACGACAGUUGGACGAGUUGGUGAUCGCGGAAACCAAGCUACGCAAUGCCAUGCUGACCAUACUGCAGCAAAACUUCCAGAACAUCGAGAAAAUCAAGCGGGAGGGAAUUGAAAAGUUCUAUAAUUCGGUGAUACUGCUGGGGGAGUACUACAACCGGAAGAAAUUCCCCAACGGAACCAGGAUUAAAAUUUUGGGACAAAGUUUGCUGCUACUGUUAACAACGGAGCUGGAGAGUGAGAUCAAGCAUUGCCAGGAGAAUGAAGGGCAUCGAAUAGAUCCGGAGUUCGCCAAGCUUAUUCUGUCACAAAUCACCCUGAAUGGCGGAGAAGCGAAAGUUGAACACAAGCAAGAAAUUGAAGAUCUCAACUAUUCGAUACGCAAGUGUUUGAUCAAUGUUGAUCGAAUGGCUGCGAGAGCCAAGGCGUAUUUGCUGAUGGCGUUAGACUUGUUCUAUGCUAAUUUUAAUUUGAACUCAAAUUUGCUGGAAAAAUUGUACGGCAAGUUUUUGUUCGAACCAGAUGAAAAUAGCUCGGGGAAACAGGCGGAGGUACAGAAAGAUGUGAUCGUUAAGAAAACAGAAAGUGUUCAGGAUAAACCGUUAACUAAUGGUAGUAAGACGGCGACCAAUAAAGGUUCAGAUAAGGUUGAUCCUGCUCGAAAGCAACGGCAAACUAAACCAGUUCCCAAUAAGCCUGCAAAGCCAGAACCCAGGUCUAAUGAAUCGAACACAAAGCAAGUUAAAAGUCCAAAUGUGCCUAAAAAGACGUCACCACAAGCUGUAGCUCCACGUCGUCCUCCACUAAAUACUGGCAAAAGGGAAUCCAAGCCUAAACCAGCAACGCCAUCGAUUCAAAAACAACCACCUGCAACAAAGAGAACGCCAACAGAAAAAAUCCGUCCACAGACUCCAGAUCACACAACUUCCAGAACACAGCAGUCAUUCAACAGCAACUCCCAAAACACCAACGGUAGUCCCAAGAGUAGUAACAAAACCCCGGCCGACAAUCCUUCGGUUCUGAAGCAAAACUGUAAACCAUCGCCUAAACAUUUGACCACUAGUCCAAUAAGUGCCCCGCGUAGUCCUACAAUUAGUCCGCUAAAGGUUCAGAUUCCACCGGUUGGCGUCGGCGUCAGCGCAUUGAUGACAUCGCCCAGCCACCAUCACCACAACAAUUCAGCCGACGUCGAGAACCUCGCCUGGGACGACCUGACGCUGGAUGACGAAUCGCCACAAAAAAUCAAUCCACACACCAAAUCCUUCCUGAACUUCCUGGCGCAGAAAUAAGCGGGCCAUGAUGGCAGCCACCGACCGAUUACGGGAUCUCGUUUAGAACAUUGUGAUUUUUUAACGUGUAUGUGGCAGUUUUUAAUUUAACAUCGAGUUUCGAAAUGAGUGCCUUAAAUUGUUGCGGCGAGCAUUUUUGUGAUAUUACAUCUUACAGACACGAGCGGAGAAGGAUAGGUUUCUUUCCAGAACAGUUAUAAGACAGAUGAUUUUUAGAUAAGUUUUACUUUCAAUUGUAAUUUUAUUUUUUUUUUAUCUGUGUUUUCGAUAAAUCUGUCAAUUUGUUUUUAAAAUGAUGUUCAAUGUAAAAUUGAAAAAGUGUUUGCUGCAUUUUUUGCUGUAAUAUGAUAUUUGUCUAAUAAACUAUGCUCGUUCCAAUACUUAAACUUUACUUUACACAAUUUAUUCGAUGAGCGAACUAAAAUAGACAACCCAAUAUGGAACAACUUGCUUGCCUUCUUUUCUUUUUAGCUAUACUUUAGGGAAAAUUUGUGUUUAUUUUCUUUUCCGCAUUUCGCUAUUAUUAUAUGAGUUCUUUCGUGUUUAGUGUAAGUGGUAAUAUUUUAGUAGGUAGUUAAAAGUUUAUACAAUUCUUCCAGAGGAGGUUUCCAUAUAUAGUCAAGCAGCCGUUCUUGAAGACAGCUCAAUUUUUGCGAAUCAUUAGGAAAAAGCUAAGAUGCAGGGCGCGCGCUGUUUAGGAUAGGUAAACCUAAGAAUUUUUUUAAGCUAGUAUAGCAAAUCGAUAAAUAAAAAUAUAAUGUUAGCAAAAGCUAUUUUUUUAU
Messenger RNA from Uranotaenia lowii, 3061 nucleotides. RefSeq lists its product as uncharacterized. Gene Ontology annotation, molecular function: translation activator activity. The transcript is spliced from 2 exons. The record is from RefSeq and is a predicted model, not a curated record. Bases 729 to 2279 code for a protein of 516 amino acids. Gene Ontology annotation, biological process: regulation of translational initiation. Lineage: Eukaryota; Metazoa; Arthropoda; Insecta; Diptera; Culicidae.